Molecule: messenger RNA, 1647 nt
Organism: Pochonia chlamydosporia 170
Lineage: Eukaryota; Fungi; Ascomycota; Sordariomycetes; Hypocreales; Clavicipitaceae
Product: proline transporter
Exons: 3
Coding region: 1-1647 (548 amino acids)
Biological process (GO): amino acid transmembrane transport
Cellular component (GO): membrane
Molecular function (GO): amino acid transmembrane transporter activity
Source: RefSeq, a predicted model, not a curated record
AUGCCAGACAUAGAAUCCGUGCUAGAGUCCACCGCCGAGAUAUCCAAGCCCAAUGCCGAAAUCCGCAUCAAAUAUGGCGAAACGAAGCGCGGCCUCUCCCCGCGCCACAUCCAACUCAUGUCCAUAGGCGGCUCCAUCGGCACAGGCCUCUUCGUCGGCAUAGGCGGUAAACUAUCCCAGUCUGGACCGUUGUCCUUAUUAUUGGGCUACCUCCUAUGGGGCCUCCUGUUCAUCUGGCCGUGUAAUUUGUGCGUGGCCGAAAUGUGCGCGUACCUCCCUGUGCGGGGGUCGAUAUUCGAGCUCGCGAGCAGGUUUGUCGAUCCGGCGCUGGGGUUUGCCAUGGGAUGGACGUAUUUCUACGCGGGCGUCAUGCUCGUUUGUGUGGAGUAUAGUGCCGUGGCGACGGUGAUGCAGUACUGGAACCAGAGUGUGAAUCCUGCCGUGUGGAUUAUCAUGGCGAUGAUUGUGUGUAUAGGCCUGAAUGUGGUGGCUGUCAAAUACUAUGGCGAAGCUGAAUUCAUCAUGGCUUCCACCAAGAUCAUCCUCCUCUUUGGCCUCGUCUUCCUCACAGUCAUCACCAUGUGCGGCGGGAACCCUCGCCAUGACGCCUACGGCUUCCGGUACUGGAAGAACGGUCUCGCCAUGCAUCCGUACUAUGCGGACGGCGCUGUAGGCCGCUUCCUCGGCUGGUGGAAGGUCAUGCUCUAUGCUGGUUUUACGAUUUCUGGACCAGACAUGAUUGCCCUUGCUGCGGGGGAGAUUCAGAACCCCAGACGCACGAUACCCCGUGUUGCGAAGCUCAUUUUUUAUAGAUUGGUGGGGUUCUAUGUAGUUGGUGUUUUGGCAGUGGGCAUUAUUUGCAGCUCGAGAGAUCCGAGACUCAUGGGUGCUGUUGAGAAUAACGAGGCAGGGUCAGCGGCGAGUCCCUGGGUGAUUGGGAUUCAGAACCUGGGUAUCCCCUUUCUGCCGCACCUCAUUAAUGCGAUGAUCUUGCUGUCCGGGUGGUCUUGUGGAAAUGCGUAUCUGUACUCGUCGUCCAGGACGCUCUACGGUCUCGCAAGAGAUGGACAAGCCCCCAGGUUCCUCAUGAAGUGCACCAAGGCCGGCGUACCAGUCUACUGCGUCGCCAUCGUCAGUCUCAUAACCUGCAUAACUUUCCUCGUGACGGCAAACUCGGCCGUCGAAGUGUUCAACUGGUUCGUUGACCUCACCACCACGGGCCUCAUCGCCACAUACACCAUCAUGCUGGUAAUUUUCGUCUUCUGGCACCGUGCACGUAGACAACAGGGCCUCAAGAACAGCUCUUUGCCGUACGUGGCUCCCCUUCAGCCGUACGGAGCGUACUUUGCUCUGGCCCUUGGUAUUACUGCGCUCGUGUUCAUCGGCUUUGAUUCGUUUGUGCCCUUCAAGGCGAGAGGGUUCGUGACCGGCUACUUUUGUAUUCCGUAUAGUAUAACUCUGUAUUUCGGAUGCAAAAUCUGGAAGAAGACCAAACUUGUUGACCCGCGCACUGCGGAUCUGGUGAGCGGCAAGGCGGAGGUGGAUGAAGAGUGUAGGGUCUGGGAGGAGGGUGGUAUUGAGAAGAAUUACAAGGCUAGCUUGGCGGAACUGCCGUUUUGGAGGAAAUGUUGGGAGAGGCUGUGGUAG